UUGCCCGGCGCGAGUGAGCCCCAGGCACCUAGCAUCAGAGGAGAGCGUCCGGCUGGCUGCCUCGGAGGCGGCCACCCGACAGCAGCAUGCUGCGCGUUUUGGCCGAAUCGCAAGGCAAUGCAACGGCACUCUCACGGGGCAUGCCUGAGGCGGCUGAGGAGCACUCAGUCUGGAGGCCGCUGUUCCUUGCCGGCGUGCCCAUGGUGCUGCUGAGCAUCGCAAUGCUCGCCGCCUACCACAGAUUCAAGGAGAGAAGGCGCCGCUCCGCGUUGAUCCUCUCGGCCAACCGGCUAGUUGACGUUUGGUCUGGCAUGCACCUGACCGUUCGGUCUGUCCGCACUUCGCAAGCGGGGGAAAAGCUGCGCACGACCGAGCAGGUGUGAGAGGAGGCCGCGGUAGAAAGUGGCGUGUACCAAUUGUGAUGCGCCCCGGCGCGCGUGUCCAAAAGAUAUGUGCUGUGUUAUAUGUGCUUUUAUGGUGUGUCUUGCGCGAGGCGACACCAACGGUGUGCGGCGUCUACGUUGUAUGUUUCAUAAAACUUGCAUCAGAAGGC
Emiliania huxleyi CCMP1516 is the source of this 553-nucleotide messenger RNA. RefSeq lists its product as hypothetical. The transcript has a single exon. The annotation marks the transcript as partial. The record is from RefSeq and is a predicted model, not a curated record. NCBI's taxonomy places the organism in Eukaryota, Haptophyta, Isochrysidales, Noelaerhabdaceae.